AUGGACGCCGUUUCCACGGCUAGCCCGAAGCGGAAUGCUUCCUCGGGUGAUCCUGGCUCGAGCGAUGCUAAUAUGAACAGCAAGCCUGGCACCACGGUAAAAUCGUUUGCCGAGGCGCUGGCCGUUGCCGGGGUCGAGCCGGAUUCACCCCCAAAUACAUUGUUGAAUACGACCCAGGAGCCUCGCCCGAUCGUCGAUAUCGAGCUGCCGGAGUUCGACUGGCGUGGCCCCAGGGACGAUCAGUAUCCAGAUAAAGAUUCGCAGCUGUGCAUCGAUCCACGCGACUUCCAGCAAACCGUGCGACCCCUUCCGGAAUUCAAGCUUAAACGAGGAUUCGCGCAAAAUGCAAUUUUGGAUGCUGAGGAGGAUAAACGUCAGGCUCGUCGCCAAAAGAUGGAGAAAGAGCGAAGCGCACAAGAAGCUAUGGCUGCUUUACAAAAAGGGAUGGCUGAUGCGUUUGAAGAAUACACGCAUCAUUGCCAGGCGAUAGGCAUCUCGUCUCAGGCUCGACGGCGCCGCAUGGUUCUACAACCUCUAAUAACC
Molecule: messenger RNA, 543 nt
Organism: Mesorhabditis spiculigera
Lineage: Eukaryota; Metazoa; Nematoda; Chromadorea; Rhabditida; Rhabditidae
Source: the annotation of a GenBank genome assembly